CACCCGCACCUCCGCAUGCCACGCCGGACCACGUCACGCCAGCCACCCACAUCAACGAACAGCUUGCUUCGUCCUCCUCGCGCCGUCCUCCUCCCUCCCCAAUCCGCUCGUUCCCGGAGGGGAGGACGCCCGUCCGGUCUCGGAAUCGAUCUGUUCCCUCGCUGCCGUGAGCGACGAAUCGAAUCAGAACCUUUGCUCCUGUCCGCAAGUUCGUCCAGGAUUCGGUGUCUUCGCGGCGGGUCGUUGCUAGUCCGAUCCGUACGCCUGUCCGCGUCCCUGGUUCGGCCGAUUAAAAUAGGAAUUCGUCUCCUUCGUCCCCGGCGGCGCAAGGUCGAUCGAUCGAUCGAGCUGUUCCUCUCUGGUGCGCGGCGCGGCGAGUUUCGCAGUUGCCGGAGGAUGGAGUCCGGGAGGAAGCCUCGGAGCCUGCUGGACAUGUGCGUCCAGAAGCUCAUCGACAACCUCCGCUACGUGGGCCGCGUCGACGGCGUCGAGAUGGAGCUGCUCAAGCGCAUCCUGCCGCACUGCACGCUGGAGCAGCUCACCCGCAUCGAGAACCGCACCGAGAUGGAUCUUAGCCCGGUAACCGAUUCGCUGUGGAAGCGAUUCUAUCAGCGGGAAUUUGGCGAGGAGCAUACGAACAUGGUCAUCAAGAGGAUGAAAGCGAGUGGAGGAAGAGUGCGUUACACAUGGAGAGAGCUCUUCAAGGCGAAAACAGAGAAGCAAAAGGAAGUUGAAGAUAAGAUGCUCGAGAAAAUCGCAAAGAAGUUUCAGGCAGAGAAAGCUGAGAAACAGAGCAAGCAAAUUAAACUUUGUACAAAGGUGCCUCCAUCCAACAAAAGAAGUUUCUUUGGAGGGAGUGGACCUAGCAGUCUAUCCAAUUCCAAUUACAAGAGCCCUAUACUCAAAAAAGCCAGGAUAGAGGUUAACAGCCAUGCAAGAUUGCAAUCUGCUAUGCAAAAGAAUACUUUUGGGAGGCCAUCUCAGCCAAUAAGGACAAACUCUUUGAGUGGACAGACAGUGAGAACGACAACCAUUCAUAGACCCAAUUCAACCAUCACCAUCACCAAACCGAUUGGUUCAAACAGGCAAAUUCAGAACAGCAGACCCAAAUUCUAGAGAGGUUUUGCUGCAAAUGGCGUGUUCAACUCCAGAGCUCAUAUGGCCUCCGCAGAAGGAAUCUCUCCUUUGUACAAGCUGUACUACUUGCCAUUUCAUGAAGCUCUUGUGCCCAAUGAAAUGGUGUCUUUAAGUUUUUGCCCAGCUGAGCACUUGCAGUUGUAUCUUAAAGGUGCAGCCAUUUGGCGACAGAGAGAAAUGCACCAACUGUAACAUAUAAGGGCAUUAUCAAUACUUGUAAGUCAUUUUCUUAUUAAAGAAAAAAUAUGUUUCUUGGUGUCUCUGUUA
Panicum hallii is the source of this 1404-nucleotide messenger RNA. RefSeq lists its product as uncharacterized. The record is from RefSeq and is a predicted model, not a curated record. Gene Ontology annotation, biological process: transcription elongation by RNA polymerase II. The transcript has 8 exons. Lineage: Eukaryota; Viridiplantae; Streptophyta; Magnoliopsida; Poales; Poaceae. Gene Ontology annotation, cellular component: nucleus; elongin complex. Bases 16 to 1116 code for a protein of 366 amino acids.